AUGUACUCCUUCGUCAAACGUGUUAUGCUCGUAUCGUCUAUCACGAUGCUGGUAAACAGUGUUUCUGCUUUCUCUGGAGACGCUACAUACUAUUAUACCGGUCUGGGUGCUUGCGGGGUUACCAACAAGGACACCGACUUUAUCGUCGCUCUCUCCACCGCUCAAUAUGGCUCAGGCUCUCACUGUGGCGGCAAAGUCAGCGUCACCUAUCAGGGUAAAACGAUCAAUGUUACCGUUGCGGACAAGUGCCUUGGAUGUGGGGCAGAUGAUAUCGACCUGUCUCCUAGCGCAUUCUCCGCCCUUGCGUCAGAGACUCUUGGACGUAUCCCCGUCACCUGGAACUACGCUUAA
Serpula lacrymans var. lacrymans S7.9 is the source of this 351-nucleotide messenger RNA. RefSeq lists its product as uncharacterized. NCBI's taxonomy places the organism in Eukaryota, Fungi, Basidiomycota, Agaricomycetes, Boletales, Serpulaceae. The coding region runs from base 1 to 351 and encodes 116 amino acids. The record is from RefSeq and is a predicted model, not a curated record. The transcript has 3 exons.